Phycodurus eques (leafy seadragon) is the source of this 6177-nucleotide messenger RNA. It is a transcript of the gene myo1eb, whose product is annotated as myosin IEb. Gene Ontology annotation, cellular component: plasma membrane; cytoplasm; vesicle. Bases 2227 to 5739 code for a protein of 1170 amino acids. The transcript is spliced from 28 exons. Gene Ontology annotation, biological process: vesicle transport along actin filament; actin filament organization. NCBI's taxonomy places the organism in Eukaryota, Metazoa, Chordata, Actinopteri, Syngnathiformes, Syngnathidae. Gene Ontology annotation, molecular function: microfilament motor activity; actin filament binding; ATP binding. The record is from RefSeq and is a predicted model, not a curated record.
CCCACACAAAGUAUCCUCAACAUUUCGUGAGCAGGUUGUUCGUUCGCGCACCGCCGAUGUUACCGUUGUCCGAGUGUGGCGCCUUGUUGUCAUGGCGAUCGUAGCCAUCCAGGUACAUGACGUGCGGCAGGAGGCGGAAGACGCCGUCGCGGUAGUCGUCCCGUGUGCUAACCUCGCAGCCCGACGCAUCCAAAGUCUUCAGCUUCUUCAGGGGCUUCUGCGGGCAGAGAGGCGGGGCCCGCGUGCCUUGAAAAACUCCAUCCCGAUUGUGCAACUGCGACUUCCCGCGGGCACUCACCAGCGCUUCCAGGGCGGCUAUGUCGCUGAUCCCGUUGCCACUGAUGUCGAGGUGCGUCAGGUUGGGACAUUUUUGGGCCAGCGCCUCCAAACCUCCACAUAUGGCGUUGUCGCUCAGCUCCAGCUAACAAAGGAAGGAAAAUGAGGCGGACCCCGAUGCACGGUGGGAACAGGAAGCGAGCGCUGGCCGACCUUGUGUAGUUUAGGCAGCGACGGCAGUUUGGAGAGCGACGUGAGGCCCACGUUGACCAUGCGCAGAACCUCCAGACCCGAAAACUCCUCUGUCACGCCGUCCACCUCGCCGUUGCCGGAACGACACGUGUCCAACGCCAACACGCACACCUACAUAACGGCAACACAACUGUUGACACUUGAGAAGGUUGUGUUUGUGUGUAUGUUUGUGUGUGUGCACGUGCGUUGUGCUCGGAGGUUGCCAUGGCAAAAUUCAACGAUAGAAGUAACAACGUGACAAGUUUUCUCCAGAGUGACAGUCAGUAAAAAUGCUGAGGACAAGGUAGCAAGUAGUUCUGGACAAUUUGAGAUUUUUGUGCGAUAUCGCCUAUCGAGAAUCUGGUCCAAAAACGCCAUCAAAUUAGAUUAAAGCACUAGAACUUGAUUAUUUUGCAACAUAUCGCCACUACUCAGAAAGCCCUUCCCCAAUUGGCUGACAUGUUGCACUUGAAAAUAUCCACCAAUGAGCUCGCACGUUCUCCAAGUUGACGGCGCAGGCAGGAGAUGAUGCCCAACUCUGGCUUGUUGUUACCCACCUUUUGAUGUAGUCGUGCACGUCACAAAAACAAACGUGACUUUGCCUAAUGUAAACGGAAUUCGCUCUUGAUGUCACACACGCGCACAAACACGCCGUCACGUGGUGGCGUGCGUUUGCUGGAUGCAAAUAUGUCCGCGAGUCCCGACGCAUUGGUGACAAUUUCAAGGAUUUUGUGCAAGUUUUGCCAACAUUUUCUUCUAUUUCUCAGUUAUAACGCAUCUUCUUUUCGUCACAGACUGUUUUCUGCUCCUUAGUCUGCCAUUGCUUUUGCGGUGUGUCUGUUUUGUCGAUUGUACACAUCAAUGUGAAAAAAAUUCAAAUGCUUGUCACAGUUGGCGAAAUCAUCGCAAGGGACCUGCAGGGUAAACGUAGGCCGCGUCGGCGCAUCACAAUUGCUGUGGCAUUUCAAAUGGCGUCACUUGCCCUCAAAAGUCAUCAGGUGUUAUGUUUUUGAGAAAAUCUCUACAAAGAUGGCGGCCACUUGUCACGUUGAAAACAGAAGGGAGCUCGUGGUGGACAGAGGCGCAGGAGACGGUCACCGUGGUAACCGACGACUUCCCUACCGGAAGCGGCCGAGCGAGUAUGACAACAAUGUUUUCGCGCUAAAAUGUGCUUUUCUGUCACGUGACGUCGCAAGACGACACUUGAACAAUGGCGGCGAAGGCGCGAAAGGACGCAAACGAGCCGGACACCGUGUUGGCUCUCACGCCAACAAACAACAAGAACAAGAAGAUGGAGAUGAAGAAAAAGAAGACGAAAAAAAACACGAAGAAGAAGCAAACAAAGUCAUUUGGCGGCCGUCGCCGUUACGCACCUCAGCGGGAUUUCUGUCCUUGAGCUCCAAGUGUACCCUCUUCUUCAUGUCCAUGUUCGACGCCGCAAAACAAAAGAAAUUUUAAUCAAAUGUGAGGCUCUCAGCACGAAGAAGGCAAAAGGGGCUCAACUAGGCCGCCAUGUUGGACAAUCGCGGCCGAUAGACCACGCCUCUCUCCUUGAACGCCAAUAGAAUCGCGACAGGCUCGCCUCCUAUUAGGUAGACACUCACUAACCUCGCCCUCCCGUUCCAAGGCCAGGACAGAGAUCUUCCUUUGACAAGAUAUCAAACACUGAAUUACAUCGCCGCCAUCUUGUAGACCGCAUUUGACUACAGCAAAUUGGAAAUGCAGGGGGCAGGCAUGUGUUUUCUCAGAAUUACGUCGAGGAGGAGGCGUGGCCAUACCUGUCCACACCUGCACGGACUCGACUUCCCUUGCUGCUCCGUCUGCCUCCAAGGUAGCCACUGUGUGCACACCAACCAGGUGGACUCAUGUGGACUCAUCUGCUCUGGUGUGACUUGUGAAUCAACUUCAACUUUCCAGGAAGUGACAGAAACAGACAUGGGCAGCAAGGAGCGCUUCCAUUGGCUGGCUCAGGACGUGAAGGUGAGCGGCGUGGAUGACAUGGUGCUGCUGUCCAAAAUCAACGAGGACGCCAUAACGGAGAACCUCAAGAAGAGAUACAUGGAUGACUACAUCUUUACCUACAUUGGACCUGUUCUGAUCUCCGUUAACCCGUUCAAACAACUUCCAUACUUCACAGACAGAGAAGUGGACCUCUACCAGGGAGCGGCUCAGUACGAGAACCCGCCUCACGUCUACGCGCUGGCCGAUGAUGUUUACCGCAACAUGAUGAUUGACAGCGAGAACCAGUGUGUCAUCAUCAGCGGUGAGAGUGGGGCCGGGAAGACGGUGGCGGCCAAAUACAUCAUGAGCUAUGUAUCCAAGGUGUCAGGGGGUGGAGACAAGGUUCAGCACGUGAAGGACAUCAUCCUGCAGUCCAACCCCCUGCUGGAGGCAUUCGGGAACGCCAAGACGGUCCGCAACAACAAUUCCAGCCGCUUCGGAAAGUACUUCGAGAUCCAGUUCAGCCGUGGCGGCGCUCCCGACGGAGGAAAAAUCUCCAACUUCCUGUUGGAGAAGAGCCGAGUGGUUUCACAAAAUCCAGGAGAGAGGAACUUCCACAUCUACUAUCAGCUGCUGGAGGGGGCGAGUGGGGAGCAGAGGGAAAACCUUGGGGUCACGACCCCUGACUACUACAACUACCUCAAUCAAUCGGAAACGUUCACGGUGGAAGACGUCAACGACAAGAAGGAAUUCUUUGACACCUUGGGCGCCAUGUCCGUGGUGGGUCUGUCCGUGGAGGAGCAGGAUUCGGUUGUUCAGCUGGUCGCAGGCAUCCUGCACCUGGGGAACAUCAACUUCCGCGAGGAGAACAACUUUGCCGUGGUGGAGAGUUCUGACUUUCUGGCCUUCCCGUCCUUCCUGCUGGGGAUCCCUCAGGAUGCUCUGUGCGGCAAACUGACCAGCAGGAUUCUGGACAGCAAGUGGGGCGGGAAGACCGAGUCCAUCUCAGUCACCCUGAACACAGAGCAGGCCUGCUUCACCCGGGACGCCCUCGCCAAAGCCCUCUACAGCCGCCUCUUUGACUUCCUGGUCGACUGUGUCAAUAGAGCGAUGCAGAAGGAUCAGGAGGAGUUCAACAUCGGAGUUCUGGACAUCUACGGCUUUGAGAUCUUCCAGCAAAACGGUUUUGAGCAGUUCUGCAUCAACUUUGUCAACGAGAAGCUGCAGCAGAUUUUCAUCCAACUCACGUUGAAGGCAGAGCAGGAGGAGUACGUUCAGGAGGGAAUUAAAUGGACGCCCAUCGAGUAUUUCAACAACAAAGUUGUGUGUGACCUCAUUGAGUCCAAACUGAAUCCUCCUGGCAUCAUGAGUGUGUUGGAUGACGUGUGUGCGACCAUGCACGCCAAAGGUGACGGCGCAGACCAGACACUGCUGCAGAAACUCCAAGGUCAAGUUGGUUCACACGAACACUUCAGCAGCUGGAACAAAGGAUUCAUCGUACACCACUACGCCGGAAAGGUGUCGUACGAUGUCAGCGGCUUCUGUGAGAGGAACAGAGACGUGUUGUUCAACGACAUCAUCGAGCUGAUGCAAGGCAGCGAGUUUCCGUUCAUUACAGCGCUGUUCCCUGAGAACCUGGAUGCCGAGAAGAGAGGACGUCCGACCACGGCCAGCAGCAAGAUCAAGAAACAAGCCAACACUCUGGUCCAGACACUUAUGAAGUGUACACCUCACUACAUUCGCUGCAUCAAACCCAACGAGACCAAACGUCCUCAGGACUGGGAGGAGAACAGAGUACGACACCAGGUGGAGUACCUGGGCCUUCGUGAGAACAUCCGGGUUCGUCGAGCAGGAUAUGCGUAUCGUCGUGUUUUCAACAAGUUCCUGCAGAGGUACGCCAUCCUGACUAAAGAGACGUGGCCCACCUGGCGAGGUGACGAGCGUCAGGGUGUCUUGCACCUCCUCAACUCUGUCCACAUGGAGGAGGACCAAUUCCAGCUGGGCAAGACAAAAGUUUUCGUUAAAGCUCCAGAGUCGCUCUUCCUGUUGGAGGAGAUGAGGGAGAGGAAGUACAACGGUUACGCUCGGGUCAUCCAGAAGGCGUGGCGUAAACACAUUGCUGUCCGCAAGUACGUGAAGAUGAGGGAGGAAGCGUCUGACAUCCUGCUGAACAAGAAGGAACGCCGCAGGAACAGCUUGAACAGGAACUUUAUGGGCGAUUACAUCGGCACCGACGUCCACCCGGAGAUCCGGCAGUUUGUCGGCCGCAGAGAGAGGAUCGACUUUGCCGAUGUGGUCAUCAAAUUUGACCGCAGGUUCAGGACGGUGAAGCGUGACCUCAUACUCACCCCCAGGUUCUUGUACCUGAUUGGUCGAGAGAAGGUGAAGCAGGGACCAGAUAAAGGUCAAAUCCAGGAAGUUCUCAAGAGGAAGAUGGAACUCUGCAAUAUCCAGUCUGUUUCUUUGAGCACCCUGCAGGACGACAUUUUUAUCAUCCACGAACACGAAUACGACAGCGUCCUCCAGAGUGUCUUCAAGACCGAAUUUCUCAGUCUGCUCAUCAAACGUCAUCACGAAAACACUCAGAGUAAUCUUCCGCUCAAGUUCAACAACCUUCUGGAGUUUAAAGUGAAGAAGGGAGGCUGGGGUCCAUUCACCUCAUCAGGGUCCAGACAGAUCCAGUUCCAGGUGGGUCAGGGGGACGAGGCAGUCCUGAAACCCAGUGGGAAGGUUCUGAAUGUCUCCAUUGGACCGGGUCUACCCAAAAACUCACGACCUACCAGGAGGGACAACCGUAAAAGUCUGUACCGGGACAACCGGGCUACACCCACCAACCAGAAAAACUUGGGUCCUCACAACGAGGGCGUCGGGCACCGGCGAGGAAGGUCCUCCAGAGGCUCGUUACUGAGGCAGCAUUCCAGCAUGGAGCAACCCAGUUUGCCCCGCCUCCAGAACCAGAACCAGCAUUGGCACGACAGCGGGCGCGCAAAGCACGUGGACAUGGGUUUCAUGAACGUCCCGGAACAGGGCGCCGCUGGUCUGCAGCGUCGGCGUUCCAAGGAGGUGAAGCCGGUCCCUGGAGCGGGUCGGCCCAAACCGGCCCCCAAACCAAAGCCUCGUUCCCCGCAAUGUCGCGCUCUCUACGCUUACGACGCCCAGGACACGGAUGAGCUCAGCUUCAACACGGAUGACGUUAUCGACGUUCUCACUGAAGAUCCGUCGGGCUGGUGGUUCGGACGUCUGCGCGGCAGAGAGGGAAUGUUCCCCGGAAAUUAUGUGGAGAAGAUCUAGACGUCGAGGUCAGAGCUCACUGACCAUUAUUUUACUGUUUCAAAAAAAUAGAUCUUUUUACAGACUGACGACUGUCAGUCAUCACCCUUCGGGGUCACAGGUCAAUGUGCCGCCAGCUGGACCCGAAGCAGGCGGCAGUGACGUGUUGUCAUGGAAACUGGAGAGGAUGUCAACGUGAGGACUGAGAUUCAUGAGGCCCCGAGAGUGUUCAUUAACAUUCAUUUAUGUAAAUUCAUGAUAAUGAGUGUUAAUUAGAGUUAGUGUUCUGUUUAUCCGCUUUGAAUGUGAUUUGAUGACUGAAAGUCUCUGUGCAAUCGCAAAGAAAGCAACUAAAAGUUGCUUGUAUUCAAUAAACAAACAAGUUGGGAUAAAACAAAAAUCAUUCUUUCACACUUUUGUGUUUUUGAGUGUAGAGCGUAUCACGUGACUGAGUGACGC